Tympanuchus pallidicinctus (lesser prairie-chicken) is the source of this 4431-nucleotide messenger RNA. RefSeq names its product leucine rich repeat and fibronectin type III domain containing 2 (gene LRFN2). NCBI's taxonomy places the organism in Eukaryota, Metazoa, Chordata, Aves, Galliformes, Phasianidae. The transcript has 5 exons. The record is from RefSeq and is a predicted model, not a curated record. Gene Ontology annotation, molecular function: protein binding. Gene Ontology annotation, cellular component: postsynaptic density membrane; cell surface. The coding region runs from base 390 to 2681 and encodes 763 amino acids.
UGCCACUGGGGAAGGAUCUCUGGUUAGAGAUCCCUCUCUUGUGGAGUUUUCCCUAUGAGCCUAGAUCCUCGGAGGUGGUGAGGGGACUGACAGAGUUGUGCCUGCCUGGAUUCCUAUGCAGCACAAAACACUUGCCAUAUGUUGCAUCGUGAGAAGAGGAGUCUCAGGGAUUCACACACUUGGACUUUACUGAAUCAGGCUGCAUCUGCCAAACAGUCUACUCUGCGUUUUGGCUAGCUGGAGAUCAAUCAGGAUUUUUCUGAUUAAAUCUUCUGGAAAAAAAAAAAAGAAUGCAUGGCAUAGAAAAAAGGUCUAAGUGCCUGUCUGAGACUAUUCUACCGAACCAGGGAUAAAUGUUGCUUCUCAAAGGUACUGCUACGUGAUUUACCAUGGAAAAAUUGCUCUGUGGCAUCCUGGUGUUUGGAAUGGCUGUCAUGGUCAAUGCUUGUCCCAAAUAUUGUGUCUGCCAGAACCUGUCUGAGUCGCUUGGGACUUUGUGUCCUUCGAAGGGUCUACUGUUUGUACCGCUAGACAUAGAUCGAAGGACUGUUGAGCUUCGACUUGGGGGAAACUUUAUUAUUAAUAUCAGCCGACAGGAUUUUGCCAAUAUGUCUGGACUCGUUGACCUCACAUUGUCCAGAAACACCAUCAGUUAUAUACAGCCGUACUCUUUCACUGACUUGGAGAGCCUUCGGUCUUUGCAUCUGGACAGCAACAGGCUGCCUGACAUUGGAGAAGAUAUUUUGAGAGGCUUAAUUAACCUUCAGCACUUGAUUUUAAACAACAACCAGCUAACCAGCAUCUCAGAUGAAGCCUUUGAGGAUUUUUUGCUGACGUUGGAAGACUUAGACCUUUCCUACAAUAACCUCCGAAGCAUUCCCUGGGAAUCUAUAAGGAAGAUGAUAAACUUGCACCAGCUCAGUUUAGAUCAUAACCUGAUAGACUAUAUUACGGAGGGGACGUUUGCAGAUCUUCAGAAAUUAGCCAGAUUGGAUCUAACAUCCAACAGACUUCAGAAGCUUCCCCCUGACCCUAUCUUUGCCAGAUCUCAAGUAAUUCCAUUAGCCGUUACCCCGUUUUCUCCACCUUUGUCUCUCAGCUUUGGGGGUAACCCACUACAUUGCAACUGUGAGCUGUUGUGGUUGAGGAGACUUGACAGGGAUGACGAUAUGGAAACUUGUGCUUCUCCUCCGGGUCUAAAGGGAAGGUACUUCUGGUAUGUACGGGAGGAAGAAUUUGUUUGUGAGCCUCCUCUUAUCACACAACAUACUCACAAGUUGCUGGUUUUAGAAGGGCAAACUGCCACACUGAAAUGCAAAGCCAUUGGGGAUCCCACACCCAUCAUUCACUGGGUGGCCCCUGACGACCGCCUCAUCGGAAACUCUUCAAGGACAUCUGUCUAUGACAAUGGCACCUUAGAUAUUCUCAUCACUACAUCCAAGGAUUAUGGGACUUUCACUUGCAUAGCAGCCAAUGCUGCUGGAGAAUCGACUGCAACAAUAGAGCUCUCAAUUGUUCAGCUCCCUCAUCUCAGCAAUGGCACAGGCCGAGCUGCCCCACCAAAGUCCAGGCUUUCAGACAUCACCAGCUCCAGCAAGUCUAAUCGAGGGGAAACAAAAGGCCCACCAGAAAGGGCAGUCCUGGUGUCAGAAGUGACCACUACCUCAGCUUUGGUGAAGUGGACGGUGAGCAAGUCAGCCCCCCGAGUAAAAAUGUAUCAGUUGCAGUAUAACUGUUCGGAUGAUGAAGUCCUGAUCUACAGGAUGAUUCCUGCUACAAACAAAGCAUUUGUCGUAAACAACCUUGUUUCUGGAACAGGCUAUGACCUCUGUGUUCUGGCAAUGUGGGAUGACACCGCCACUACUCUUACUGCCACCAAUAUUGUAGGGUGCGCCCAAUUCUUCACCAAAGAAGACUACCCUCAGUGCCAGUCGAUGCACAGCCAUUUCCUGGGUGGGACCAUGAUUCUGAUCAUUGGGGGCAUCAUUGUGGCAACUCUGUUGGUGUUCAUUGUAAUACUGAUGGUCCGCUACAAGGUCUGCAACAACUCCCAAGGGAAGAUGUCCAACGUCAGCAACGUCUACUCACAGACAAAUGGAGCACAACCGGUUCAAAAUGGAGUCCUGCCCCAAGUCAACCCCAAAGUGGUGGUGAGAAACGAACUUAUGGAGUUUAACUCUGGGUCUGUGAGAAGCAGCAUCUCCUCUUCUUCCAGCUCUAUGAAUAGCCGUGACUGUGAUAACUAUAGCCUCCAAAGUGAACAGGGCACAUUGUCCAGUAAGUGGAGGCCCCCCUCGAGGUCAAAACACAACAUUGACCGUCUAAUGGGAGCUUUUGCCUCCCUGGAACUGAAAUGUCAGAAAAAGGAGGAGACGACAGACUCCAGAACUUCCACGGCGGCCCGCCAUUCAGACAAAGAACCACUGCUGGGCCAGCCGGAGUCCAAAUUUCGCAGCCUCCUCAUGUUACCUCUGGAGGGCAAAACUAAACGUAGCCAUUCUUUUGACAUGGGGGACUUUGCUACAUCUCAGUGUUGUACCUACCCAAAAAAGAUAACGAACAUUUGGACAAAGAGGAGCCUCUCGGUGAAUGGCAUGCUUUUACAGUACGAUGACAAUGACCUAACAGGGGCAAAAGGGACUUACGGGAGUUCAGAGUGGGUAAUGGAAAGCACAGUGUAAAUAUCAAAGUCUCCCCCCAUCUUCUCUACUCAUGUGUUAUAUAUUGUGGUUUGCUGCAGUAGCAUGCUGCUGCUGCAUUUGGAAAGAGAGGGGAGGAAAUGUUUUCAGUUGUACUGGCAAAACAGAUAGGUAAAUAAAUAAGUAAUUGGGAUGCUGAAAGAGAAAGAAGGUCUUGCAAUGUGAAUAGGCACAUAUGGUACCGUUCCUGUUGGUCCCCAGCUGAAACGUGUGAAUGUUUCAAGAAAUUUACUGUUGUAUUUAUCAUUGCUUUCCAAAAGUUUUUCACAUUCUUGGUGAACUGUCAAACAAGAUUAAACAGAGGAUGAAAAGGGGCUUAAGAGCAUAAAUUUAACUUUAAAGAUUUUCUUUUUUUAUAUAAGAGCAACUCUUUUAUCCACAGAAAUGCACUUCUGUGGAUGUAAGACUGGUGCUAGGAUGCAUCUGGUUAUUAUUGCGAAUGACUUUCUCAGAUGCACAGGCAGGGCAUCUGCAGGGACAGAUUAAAGCAAAUUGUUUAUCUUGUAGCGUUAACUGUGACAUCUGGGAAAAUAACAAUACCUGUUGAGUGGGCUUUUGGUUUGGGAUUUGCUGAUUUUUUGUUUUGUUUUGCCUUGUGAGUGCUUCUGGGCUGUUUUGUUUUGAUGGUUUCUGUUUUUUCUUUCCCAGCAGAAAGUCUGUUUCCAUGUUUUCCAUUUUUUGUUUAGUUUUCAGUCUCCCAGUAAAUCCCCUGGAUGGAAAGGAGGAUCUGUAAAAAGGUCAAAUUUCUGAAGUUCUGUAUAACCCACCUCUGAUACUACCACUUCAUGUCCUAGAAAAAUUAAAAUCCAGGGCCUGAUAAGUUUUUAAAAAGUCCUCCUCUUCUAUCUUCUUCAUAUUCUCUGCUUGUCAGGGCUUAAGGCAGAUUGUAGCAACUAUUGGUAUCUCUGGGGGUUUUGCUAACAAAGAUGCAAAAAGUUGUUAUCAAGACUUCAUAGUAAAGGAAAAAGAAAGGGAAAACCAAAGUGUCUCCCAUAAACAGUCUACAUUAUGAAUGCCAGUUGCUUCUGGCAAAGGUCACAUUGUCACUCUCUACUCAGCUGACAAAGAGAACACAGUUUUCCACCCUAAUGUGACAAAAGCUCCUUCUACAGUCUCCAUGACACAGCUUGACUGUACCACUAGCAUCACAUGAAAUGUAAGUUUUUAUGUGUUUCAGGGGAUUGGAUAUGUUCCCAAUUAGCCACAUAAAAAGAGUUAAAUUUGAGUGUCAGGACAAGGAGUCUCCCAUGUGUCCCCUGCACACAAACAGCCUUUCCUAUGUACCCAAGCACCCCUGUCCCUCACCCUAACCUAUUUGUUAACUAAGAACAUAAGCUUUUCAGUGCUUGUAAACUGAUUCUCAGAUUCCUUGUUGGGGAGCAUUUCUGUGGUUUUGGAAAUGCCCAUGGUCCAUUGCCGUCGGUGACUUUAUUGUCCUCGGUGACUAGACUGUGAUUUCCAGCAUUCUGGUGGCUACUGCAACUGUCUUUGUUUAUUAAUUUGUUGGCUGCCAAUGAUCAGCUGCUGGGAACCAUUCUGAAAUUGCACAUAGUUCCUAUGAUUUUGUAAAAGAUGUGGGGAAAGGGUCAGGGCACAGAGCAAAUAACACAUGAAAAAAACUCUAUGUAUAUUUUUUUUAAAGGUGCAGAGAUAUAUUGUGACAUGGCUGUGUACUUGAUCUUGUAUUUGUCAUGUUUCCUACUUGGAGUUUUAGAAAUGACAUCCCUGUGAU